Molecule: messenger RNA, 9268 nt
Organism: Xiphophorus couchianus (Monterrey platyfish)
Lineage: Eukaryota; Metazoa; Chordata; Actinopteri; Cyprinodontiformes; Poeciliidae
Gene: klf13
Product: Kruppel like factor 13
Exons: 2
Coding region: 1345-2244 (299 amino acids)
Biological process (GO): regulation of transcription by RNA polymerase II
Molecular function (GO): RNA polymerase II cis-regulatory region sequence-specific DNA binding; DNA-binding transcription factor activity, RNA polymerase II-specific
Source: RefSeq, a predicted model, not a curated record
GUACAGCAUUUAUAGGCAUUUUUGCCACAUUGACAUUCUGCUAACAAAAUUUAACUCUCACGAAAUUUGAGUGAAACAAGAACUCAAGUUACUGGGACUAUUUAUUACAUUUUGAGAUGUUCAUCCAUUAGAAAUUGGAAACUUUUCCGCUUUCUUCUUUUUUUCUCAAAUUCCAUCUUUUCCAGACUUAUUACUGUAAAUAAACUAUGAAUCUGACUGGUCAAGCUCCAACCAAGUAAACAGAGCAUUAACCACAGACUUGUAGUCUUUGAGGUUUGGUGUCUUGCAAUUUUUGAAUGUGUCCCAUGUCCAGCACACCAUAAUCAAAGGACUGAAUGAUCUCCUCAUAUGCACAAGUUAUACAGACUCCUGUUAAUUACUCAAUAUGUACGUAAUUGAUGCAGGGGUGCAUCUAUUUGUACGAGGUCCUUGUGCAUUUUGAAGGCUUGUGAAAAGUGUCAUUGCUAUCAUUGUUAUUAAUGACAACCAGGUCUAAUGUUUCCUCCACUUUGCAGACUUUGUGUUGCUGCAACAUGUUCAAUCCCAUUAAAGUACUUUGAGGUUGGAGGUAGUGACAUGACAAAAUGCUAAAAAACUCCAAGGGUUAGGAAUACUUUUGAAAACACAGCAAACCUGAUUCACAUGCGUGUAUGGUGUGUGUUUAUCAGUUAAGGUAUGUGCUUUGAUUCUGCUUUUUUAAGAGAUAACCACUGUGACCUGGGUCGCACAAGGAGGUCACGUGACACUGAAUGAUCUUGAAAUUUCCCUGGUAACAUUCCUCAGCCCAUCUGAUCAAAAAAAAUGCACCAAAUAAGAGAUAUCUAGUCACGGGUUUCUACUGCAUCAGCGUGACUGUCUCGGCAAUUCCUGGCGGCAGGUAGACGGCUGCAUCCUCGCGGACGCAUAGAAACAGCGCAGCUGAAACUUUCUAGUAACUCGUGUUGCUCGGAGCACUCGGGGACAAGCUGUACCCAAUGAAUGAGCCACUCCUCUGACGAUGCUGCCGAGCGCUGCCCGGCUCGACACGCCCCCAGCAUGGAUACAGCGAGCUGGAGCAGGCGCUCGGGAGACGCGCUCACUGUGCUGGAGACAGUCUGAAGCCGCAAUGGGAGUUAACGCAUCCAAGUUUCAAGAGUUCCUGCUACCGGUGUCGCUGCACUAAACAAAGACUCCGGUUUCUGCUUUCUCCCUCUCUUUCUCUUUCUCUCUCUCUCUCCCCCUCUCUUUCUGUGAGAGAGAGAGAGAUCUUCUCUGCGUUUUUUUUUGUUUGGUGCGAGGCGUUUCUCGCACAGGAUGUUGAUGAUUUUGGAAAGCCGGGUAAGAUCAUAAAGUCAGUUCUCUCUGAUGAGAACGACCUCCACCUCACCGCCACUACACAAAGGGAAACACGGCGCAAGUACUUUUUUUAAAAAACAGCCUCCUACACGCGGAUUUAUUUCAGAAUUAUUUUUUUCCCGAAUGUCAUUAAGAAGCAGAGGAGGCUGUUUCAAAGACAGAAUGGAUCACUUUGCAGCAGAGUGCCUUGUUUCAAUGUCCAGCCGUGCAGUUGUUCACCCCCCUAAGGGCAACAGGGAGAUUAAACCGGAGAUCCCAACCUCUUCCAGGACAGGGGAAGAAAUAAAGGAGCCCCUGGUGAAGGAGAACUCCUCGAUUUUCGUGGUGGCGAGGAUCCUGGCGGAUUUUAACCAGCAGACACCCAACGGCGUUGCCGAGCAGGCAAAGAUAAAGGAGGAGAGCACGCCGAACCUGAGAGAGGAUGGAAACUCUGCCACACCUACCGCCACCUCCGAUCCUGCGCUCAGACAAAGAGGCAAGAGAUCGAGAGGUCGGACAGAGCAGGAGCCACCUCAGAAAAAGCACAAAUGCAACUAUUCUGGCUGUGAAAAAGUUUAUGGCAAAUCCUCCCACCUCAAAGCUCAUCUAAGGACACACACAGGUGAACGGCCCUUUCCAUGCACCUGGCCCGACUGCAGUAAGAAGUUUGCCCGUUCUGAUGAGCUGGCCCGCCACUACCGCACCCACACGGGAGAGAAGAAGUUUGGCUGUCCACUUUGCGACAAGCGCUUCAUGCGCAGCGACCACCUGAUGAAGCAUGCCAGGCGCCACUCAGAUUUCCAGCCCGGCAUGUUGAAGAAGCCCCACGGUGGCAACGCCACGCGCCCCAGUUCUCUCAGCGACUACAGCCGCUCGGAUGCAUCCAGUCCCACCAUCAGCCCCACCCUCAGUCCAGCCAGCUCGCCUUAAACUGAAACCUGGUCGCACUUUUCAGGCCCACAGAUGUGAGGCCUGCAAUUUCAUCAUAACACUUCUGUUGCACAGUUGUCAGCAACCCGCUACCCCCUCCUUUGCUAUUCCUGCGCUUGCUGUGGUGUACCAUACUGUACAUAAGUGCUUAUUGUAGUGCAAUUACUUGUGUGAUCCUAAAAGAAGAUAAUGCCUUUCCCAGAUGGCGAUAUCUCCAUUCUGUACCACAUGUCUGUAUUUUUUAAGCUUCUGACUAUGGCUAGUUGUUUAUUGUAUAUUCACAGUUUAGAAGAAGGAAAACAAAACAGACACCAUCAUAUGUCUUCUCAAAAUGUUUUGAUUUUAACAGAUUUUUUUAUUGAAUGGGUUAGGAGAAGGGGUUCACACACACACACACCUCAGGAUUGAAGACAGUUGCUUUUUUCUGUAAUACCACAGUACUCAAGAGUACUCACAUUGACUGCACAAUAUACUCAUCACUUUAUUCGAAAAUUCAACAGGGAGUUGAAUUUUGCGCCCUGCUCAGGGAUGGCCUUGUUAGCUUGAAAGAAUGAACAUGGUGAAGAGAAACAUACAGUACAUACUAUACUUCAGCCUUACACUCAACACAAUUUGCACUCUAUGCUUUGUUUGUUGGCUUUCACAUUUGAAGAAACCAGACAUAAAGUUAUGAGGUCAUUUUGCUAAGCUACAGUUUGUGUUCUGUCCUACGUCUAAAGUGGAGGUCAAAUGUAACUCUUCUUUUCUGAGAAAACAAUCAUUGAACCUGCCGUGGAAAACAAAUACAUCAGUGCUAAUACUUUUUGAUAUUACACUGGGUAUAAGAUGUGCACUGCAUUUAAAAGUUCUAGCAGUGCAAAGUGUUUGAAUCUACAUUUUCAGGCGGAUUGGGAUUAUAUUGGGUUAAUAUUUUUUUAUAAAUGUACAUAGAUUUAAAAAAAAAAGAAAAAACAACUGAACCUUUACACACUGAGAACGAAGUUUAAAAGCAGCUGUUGAUGCCUAAAAGUAACAGGGUUCAUGGAAGUUUCAGUAAGUUCAAUGAAAUGCUUUUGAAGACCUUUUUGGUUUACAUUAAAGACCUGCGUGAUUUAUGACGAAUAACUUAAAAACACAUAUACUUAAAAGGUUGUAAUUAGCUUAAUUAUUAGCUUAAGCAAUGUAAACACAGCGUUGGCAACUUUAAUCGGUAUUUCCCAGCUCCUGGAUGUGUGUUGAGUUCCUUUACAUUAAGGCUGCUCAACCUUUCAAUGUAUUUUAGGAGUUAAUGAGGUACAUUAAACUCUUUUAAAGCCAACAAAUAACUCAGUCUCAUGAUCUGUAGUGUAAUCUGUCAAAACAUCUUCUUAAGGGAGAUUUUUUCAACUUCUUAAUUAAAUAAAAAGUUGAAUCUAAAAGACUUCUGUAUAGAAAAUCAACAUAAUUAAUACCCUACUUAACAUUUAGGGCACAAAAGUCGAAAAAUAAAUAAACUUCCAAGAAUUAAGUCUACUAUGAAUGAAACAUAAUCUUAGUCGACAUUGAAUGCAAGGAUUAUUUGACUAAAUGGCAUCUAAGAGAGUUCUAAGCAAAACCUAUAACUUCAGUUAGGGUCACUUUUGUAUGAGCAAAAUGUUACACAAGUUAGGAAAACAGUUAGAAGACAAUGAUUAAUAAAAACCAGCUAAUACUUUUGAAGAGAAAAAGAGGAACUUAACUACAGAUUAAAAUUGUCAAAACCAUAAAAUCUAUACAAAUGAGCAGGAGAACGAAUAGUCACUGGAGGUGAAAGGUCAAAAUCAGGAGGUCUGUGGACUUUCCUGCAGUAUAUUGUAAGCUUCAGAGAAAUUACUGAUGACGGGUUUUAGCCAAACUAAAAUCCUUGUUUUCACACCAAACCUCUUUGAAUAAAUGCUUUCCUAUGACGAAGGAGCUAGUUGUGGAUAACAACAAGAAUUCUUAGAUUUUGAUUAUCUAAACAUUCAAUUUUAAGGCCAAAUAAUGCUUUAUGGGGUUUGUAGUUUUAUCACUGCAUGAAAACAAUAACAUUCCUUAGCCACAGCUACAAAUCACCAACGUAACAUUGCCAGUGCGUUUUUAAAAAAAUAUAUAUAUAUAUACGUAUAUUACAACACAGAAAGGUUAAUCAAAGAAGCAAUGAAUGAAUGAAUGAGGUAAGCCAUAGCUAAAUGUAUUUUAGGAUUGAAUCUGAAAAAAAAUCAGGGAAGAUUUAAGACACAUGAGGCCUAAACUUGAGAUAGCUGAAAGUAGGACUUUUGAAAACCUUGCAAAAUCCCUGAUUACUCUCUGAUCAGCACACAUUUAACUUAAAAUGGAGACAAAACAACUUCAGUAGCAGCAAGAUAUUUCCACCUCAUCAAGCACAUAGGAGAAUGUACCAAAGAAGCGCUUCUUAUUCAGUGCUGUAGGGAAUAUUGAAGGUAGAGUCACACACUCAGUCACUUCCUCCUGGCUCAAGUUCCUUGGAGGAAACAGCUGCACCCAAAAGAAGACAUUCCCACCCUGCUGGAGGUAGUGCUAGCAAGUCGUUCACCCAGCAAGGCUUUUCUCAUCUGGCUCUACCUGUUCUUUCAGCGAGCCUGCUGAAUUACAUUAGUAUUGCCUAAUUAGGAGGUCAGACGUUGGCUAGCGCAAUUGUCUGAUCUGAGCUGAGGGAACAAAGCAGAUAUCAGCAACAAACAGGCAAGAGAGGGCAGGUCCUGAUAAAAGAGGAGAGGUUUUAUCACAAGCCGAACAGCACAAAGGAGGAGACACACAGAAGCAGACACCCCCCAUUUCCUCCUCCCUCCAACUGUAGAAACAGCCAGCAGAAAAAAUAGCUGUAAUUGGUAGCUUGAUCUGAACUGCAGGAUAAGAGGAAAUGUGUACGAACAAGAGCUGUUUGUAGACAGCACUAGCAGCGUGGGUGGGAAGUGCCUGACUCCAUCCAAAGCACAAACAGAAUUCCUUCUCAUACAAGCCGGAGAAUCAGAUUUCACAAUGCAGAGGAAACCGUCACUCUGGGCUUGCACUGAUAAACCUGAGCUUCCAAACAGCUGCUUUCAAACUUCCUGUCUCUUUACAAGUUGGGGGAUUUGGUGACUUUCAAAGAGUUGCAAAAACAUCGAAACCAACAUCAACAUAUCAGCAAAUUGCAGCGCUCACCAGACUAAUGUCAACCCAGCAUUUGAAGCUCAAAUGUCACUAUGAGAAAGCUGACAGACAUGCCUCAGUAAGUCAAGCAAAAGUGGAAUAAAGCACCACUAUCAAAACUGCUGCACCCCUGCCGGUAUAUAUGUUAUUCCCGCACUUUUUAAGUGCUUCACUGCUGCAGUUGGAUCCACAUCCAUGCAGUUGAGACUCCUUCAGACUUACUGCCAUCAGAGCUAACUCGAGCGUUAUCUUGCGUUCGACGCUGCAUGCAUGUUAACUUUGCCCUGAAAGCGAGGAGUAUUUCCUUUUUUUCCUUUGAGUCAGUCUGGCAGGUGUAAGUUCAUGAAUGUCAGGCCUUGUCCUUUUUCCUCAACUGCAGCCAUCUUCUUUUGAAGUCAAAAUGAAUCCCCCUCUCAUUCUCCCUUAUUUAGCUUGAAAAGCAAUGAAUUUAUCUCAAAACAUAAUCCUUUGUAUGAUAUUAAAAUAGUUUGCAGGCUGCAAGAUGACACUUUGAAUGCCACUGAUCUGCAGCUCUCAAAGACAGAGGGGAGAGUUCACCAUUUUUUCUUGAAGCAACAACUGCUGUUGAUCAGCUUACCUUCUGUAUAUUCCUGUUUUGGUUAUAAUUUUUCGACCUGGUUUAAAGCGUUCACUUGCAAAAGAAAAAGAAAAAAGGAGAAAAAAAUUACGCAUUAAUCAGUUUUUAAUCUAUAAUCUGCACAUUUUCCUCAGGGUCAACAUCUGCCAAGCAGAUAUGGGACAGUUUGUGGAUUUUGUUGUAAAACCAGUCGCCGCACGCAUCAGGCUGCCUGUGGCUGCCCAUUGGUGGUCCUCAGUGCCCAGUGUUCACUGCUGGUCAGUGUGUGACCAUGCUGGUAACACAGGACUACCUCAGUGCAGCCCUUUUUGCCUAUUACAUGUCUUGAUAACAUUGCACAGUCCUGCUAUCGAUCCACUCUGAAGCUGUUUUAACUUAUACAACCAUUUGAACAGAAAAAACCUGUACCUUCAGCCAGACUGCAAAAGUGACAUGUAGGCAUCCACAGACAGAGCGUCUCAAAAACCUUUACUCUCACUGUAACUAAUGUACUUGAAUAAUUCCAACACGCAAGGCCAUUGAACACAAUUUUGUACAUGUCCGAUUUUACUGUUCUUUGCUUUUGCUGUCCGAGCCUUUGAGAGAAAAAGGCAUGUAAUCGCCUGAGUUGGGUUUUUUUUCUUAUUAAUUUCCGAUUUUUUGUCAGUUCAUUUCAGUAACUGUUUUAGAGUUCAUCGCAGCUCGAGGUUUGAGCUUGUUUAUGUAUAAAUUAAAAUUUUGUGCGCUAUUAACAGGGUUUUUUUCCCCCUGAGUACUCUGUUGAUGUCAGGGAUGCGGGUAAAUCCUGUUAUCUGCAAUUCCAAAAAGUUCCUUUAAUUCAUGAAAUGAAAAAAAAAAAACAAAAAAAAACUAAAGAAACUUUGGGGUGGAUGGGGAUUUUCGUUUUGUUUUUACCUCUGUGUAAGUCAGUUUCAGAAUCAGUGAUUGAUUUCUUUUUAUUGCUUUAGAUUAUUUGAAAUGUUUUCCAUAUUAUUAGAGACCACAGAAUUGUGAGUUAGCAAUGUAGUCAUUAUUUGUAUUAUUAUUAUUAUUGUUAUUAUUAUUAUUAUUAUUAUUAUUGUUGUUGUGUGAGGUUAUGUUUUUUUUUGCAGAAUUAUACCUCUUGAGAUAAUUGAAUUUUCAUUUACCUUCAUAUCUUUUCAGAGCAUCCAUCAUGUAGCUUAUGUUUGCUUAAUGAGUAGCAAAAAAAAAAUGUUGGUUUCAUUUAUUCCUACUUGAAUGAAGAAGUAGACAAAGAGAGUUUGUUUUUAUUCCUGUAAAAAACUAAAACAGAAACACUGGGCUGCAUUUUACAUAACCGUUCCAUAUUGCCAGAUCCUGCAUGUAACUCAAAGUACUAGGAAAAGAAACAUCUUUCCUGGACAAUAUUUGUAUAUUUUUUAUUACUUUAUGCUAAGAAGCUGUUUGAGUAUCAAAGUGAUCCUAAGCAUUUACAUUCUUUUGACUUCAGAUCUAUAUUUCUGCUGAAGAUCACAUAAUUCUACAUGCAAGGAUUCUAAAAUACUGACAAUACAUGUACAAAUUCAAGCAGCAAGCUAACAAUUUAAAGUUCACAAUAUAUAUUUAAUUAAAGACAUCAGUGUGUUACUGAUCAAACAUCGUCAGCAGAAGUACAAGCAUGAUCCACGCAAUCGUGUGCCAAAACUACAGCUGUAACUUCUUAAAGAGGAUACAAAUGUCGAGCGUAAAUAAUCUAGCUUUUAUCAGACGUUAUAAAAAAUAGUACUCUUGUAUAGUUUUAUAUAGAGUUUGACCUGUCAAAUGUUAUGUACAGGAUUUGAUCAAGCAGUUCUGCUCUAAGUUAAAUGUUUCUGUUCUUUAUGCUUUAUGUGAGCAUUUUGCUUUGUGUAACUUUGUUGUUAUUGUUAUUAAUUUUGCUCCUUUUUGUUGUUGUUUCUGUUCAAUGCUGAAGCAGUGUGUAUUGCUUACUGCAGCUGUUUUUAACAUCUUAACAACUUUGAUGAUAGUCGCUUGUCCAUUCCAAAGGAUUUAAGAUUGCAUUUGCUCUGAAAGUGCUGCUUCCCUUGACCUGAUAUUUUUUUUCUUUUUUUGUGGGUUUCUGAAUACAAGUGUGUCCUGACAGUCUACAAGGUACUUUUUCUAAUGCCCCACAUGCAUUAGACUAUGUUUAACCCAAUUUGAAUGAAUAUCUACAAAAUGUAAAAGUUACAGAGCAUGUCUUCCCACACGACAAAGACCUAAAGCUUUUGCUUUUCACAGUCGGGGUUUUCAUUUUAUUUGUAUUUUUUUUAAGAGGCAGCCAUAUAGAGUUAUAGAAGGGUUGUUGAUCUUUGUUACCAAAGGCUCUGAAAGGAAAAGAAUGAAUGUUGGAGUAGUUUUGAAUCCAGCUCUGUUUGUACCAAUGGAGUUCAAAUUCAAUGUGUUGUACUAGUUGAUAGAUGGAUGUCAUGCUUGACAUGGACCUUUUUCUACAUCUCAAGUAGGCAACUUUUCUUUACAAAGUAAUUUGGAUGAACUAAUGUCAUUCAGUCACCCAAGCCAACGUACUCAGAUUGAGUCUAAAAUGAACAAGGCAAAAAACAACAACAACAACAAACAAACAAAAAAAAACAAACAAGCAGAUCCAAACUGUUGGUACUUUUAGUUUGAACUUGUCUGCUUGAAGAGAUGCUGUGCAGCAUCUGUUCCUCACUGCAGAGAAAGUCUGUUGAAUAAUGUUUGUCCUUUAAGGAUUAGCUCGUUUCAGGUUAUGCAGCAUACAGUGGUGUCAAUGACCUCUUUGACAAACAGAGAGCCUCUCACCAGCCUUUUCGGUUCUGUUUCCUGUACCUGUUUGUCUUCAGUGUACCUCCUCCGUGUAAUGUUGCUCUCUUGAUACCUCUGUGUGUUUUUUCCUCUGCAUCCUCACCAUCAGUUGCCUGUUGUAGUGACUUCAUGGUGCUGCUUCCCCCUCUUAUAGCACCAUUAUAAUCUGUUCUGUAAAUAACUCUCAGCUCAGCUAUGGCCAGUACAUUCCUCUCAAUGACCUCACUUAAAACCUUCAGGUGACUCUGUUAUUCUAUUUUUAUUAUGUUUUUUUUUCCUCAGCAAACCAAAAUCACUACAUUCAAGUAUUACAGCUGUACAGUUCAAUGAAUUCAACACACAUGUAAUGUGCUGGUCUUAGCUGCUCUAUUGUAUCUUUUUAUGGCAUUAUUUUUUACAUGUUAGACAAUAUAUUGUGACCAUGUCCUAUGCAAAUAUGAGAAAUAACAGAUUGUUGAAUAAUGUAUGUUGUCAUAACUUGUAUGCAUGAAAUAGUGAGUUUACAUUUGGAAAUAAAUUCAUAAAAAA